CCAAGAGAAACCAAAAAGAGGUGGGAAAAUACACAUGCUGGUUGGUGCUGCAAGAAAAAGCAGAACUGCUCAUGUGUGGAAGGAAAAAGAAUGGACAAUUUAAAUGGAUAUUGCUGUGUACUGCCUCUUUAAGAGGAAAGCCCAGAAGGCCUUUGGAUGAAACAAGCUUUAUAUUCCAACUGGCAAUCAACUAGCCACUCCUGGUACCAUGUGAUAUUCUUGUAGGAACAAUGUCCAGGAGCCAGCGUGUUAAACGAACAACAAAACUUAUUAAAUGUUUACAUAAUUGGAAAGUCUUCGUUACAAUUAAAGACCUUUCCUGGAUAUACCUCAGGAAACACAGAAGUAGAACUCGAGGACCACAGUUCACUGCAGUCCCUCCAGAUGCAGUAGAGCUCAAGACCAUAAAGAGCUGCAUGGAAGAAAUAAUUUUAAACAAGCCACAAAAUGGCUACUGAGCUCAAAAUGGCAGUCAGAAAUGACCUCUGAGGCCAUAUCCAUUCCUGAUCAGCGGAUAUAUGGAUUUAACCCUCCCCGGGUUUUCCCUGCAUAGACCAAGAUCAGGUGUCAAUUACCCAACUGCGGAUAUGUGGAACCGUGGAUGCUGGAUCUGCAGAUUGAAAAGGGAUGGUUGGAUGCAGGCCCCAGCGUUCAACAAGUUCAGAGCACACCAGGCUCCUCCUGACAAACCUCUGCUAUCUGCACUCCAGAGAGCCGCUUCGGAACUACUUCCCCAUGCCAGGAUCACAUUAUCAGUCCCUGCUGCUUCCAAGAAAUCUCAUCCAUUGCUUGUGGAUAGCCAAUAAAUGGAGAACCUCUCCGUGAAGGCAAGACACUCUGAGCUUUAAGUGACUGUUGAGAAUGGGGUGCCAUGCCUUUUAGGAGAACUUCAAAAGACUCUGCAUCAUUCAAGAGAGAAGAGCCGCACUAUCUGGGUCAUAUCAGCAUCUUCUCCACUCUGAUGAAAAGCAGGAGAGCCCAGAACCCGGAGGCAACUCUUUCCUACCCCAACAGUUCUUUUUAAGCAGUUAUUUAUCGACUGCUAGAAUAGCUGUGGAAGCAAUCUAGGCUUGGCUGGAAUGUGCUAGCUGGAAAUAUCUUCGCUGUGAUACCUCCCUCUGAAGAGCUAUUGUGGUGCACUCUUGUGAACUCCUCAGCUCUCAAAGCUGCUAAUGGAGCCUGCAACCUAAACCUUGUCUCUGAAAAUUUCCUGUGUGAUGGAGGGACAUUAGCCAGUUGUGAGCUUUGCAGCAGUGCUGACCAGCUUAUACAAACUAAAGGACUUGUGAUAUUUUGCCUACAGGGACACUAAGAUGGAGCAGUCUAUGGGAAACCCACUGCAUUCAGCGGUACUUACCUUCCAAUAAGGGCGCCUAAGACAGCAGCCUUGAUCUUUUGGCUACUAACCGCUCAGUCCUCUUUCUUGGCCAUCGGGGAAUUUUAGACUUCCGCUCCUUGUAUCUUGAUGAAUACCGUGACCGCUUGUUCAUUGGAGGAAAAGACACAUUGUACUCUCUUCGGCUGGAUCAAACCAACAUGGAUGCCAAGGAGAUUUACUGGCCACCUCUCCCUGGACAAAAAGAAGAAUGUUUUCAGAAAGGAAAAGACCCAAUGACGGAAUGUGCCAACUACAUCCGAGUGCUUUAUCCUUUAAACCGGACACAUCUAUUGGCCUGUGGGACUGGAGCUUUCAACCCCAUCUGUGCUUUUAUCUAUGUGGGACACCGAGGAGAGCAUGUGUUCAGCUUGGAUCCUACAAGUGUAGAAAGUGGCCGAGGCAGAUGUCCUCAUGAGCCCAAUAGGGCAUUUGCGAGCACUUUUGUUGGUGGAGACUUGUAUACUGGACUAACAGCAGAUUUCUUGGGCAGGGAUUCUGUGAUCUUCCGGACCAUGGGGCACCGCUCCUCUCUGCGCACUGAGAUGGACCAGCGUUUGCUUAAUGCACCCAAAUUUGUUGCUGCUUAUCUGAUCCCAGACAAUGAUGAUCGGGACAACGAUAAGAUCUACUUCUUCUUCACUGAAAAGGCAACAGAGUCAGACAACAAAGGACGUGCCAUCUUUAGCCGUGUUGGGAGGAUCUGUGCGAAUGAUGCCGGGGGACAACGAGUGCUAGUCAACAAGUGGAGCACUUUCAACAAGGCCCGGCUUGUGUGCUCCGUCCCAGGACCAGAUGGCAUUGACACAUACUUUGAUGAACUGGAGGAUGUCUUUCUUCUGAGAACUAAAGAUGGAAAGAGCCCUGAGGUCUAUGCCCUUUUUAGCACCAUCAGCAAUGUCUUCCAAGGCUUUGCCAUCUGUGUAUAUCGCAUGGCUGACAUCUGGGAAGUUUUUAAUGGGCCAUUUGCCCAUCAAGAUGGCCCUGAUCAUCAGUGGGCAGCCUAUGAGGGCAAAGUGCCUUACCCGAGGCCAGGAGUUUGCCCCAGCAAAACCACCAACCAGCCGAGCCGGCAGUACUCCUCCACCAAGGACUUCCCUGAUGAGGUUCUUCACUUUGCCCGUGCCCACCCGUUGAUGAGCAAAUCUGUGUAUCCAUUACAUCGCCAACCUGUGCUGGUGAAAACCAACCUGCAGCACCGCCUGCGACAGAUAGUGGUGGACCGUGUGGAAGCGGAGGAUGGGCAGUACGAUGUCAUGUUCAUUGGCACAGAUGCUGGCUCAGUCCUUAAAGUCAUAGCUCUUCAGAGAGGGAACUUUGCAGCUGCUGAAGAAGUCAUUUUGGAGGAGCUGCAGGUGUUUAAGGCGCCAAUCCCUAUUACGGAGAUGGAAAUUUCUGUCAAAAGACAAAUGCUCUACGUGGGCUCCCGGCUGGGGGUUGCCCAGGUGAGACUGCAUCAGUGUGAGACCUAUGGCUCAGCCUGCGCUGAGUGUUGCCUGGCACGGGACCCUUACUGUGCCUGGGAUGGGCUCUCCUGCACCAGGUACCAGGCAUCUGGCAAACGUCGGUUCCGUCGGCAAGACAUCCGUAAUGGGAACCCUGUGCACCAGUGCCUGGAUCAGAAUUUGACAUUAGAUGACUUUGACAGCACAGAGGAAAAGAUCGUGUAUGGGACAGAGCACAACAGCACCUUCUUGGAGUGCAUCCCCAAGUCAUCCCAGGCUACAGUGCAAUGGUUUGUUCACCGGUCUCCAGAGGAGCUACGAGAUGAGGUGAAAACUGAUGAGCGGAUCAUGAAGACAGAGCAAGGACUGCUGUUCCGCAAGCUCUUCCGCCAGGAUGCUGGGACUUACUACUGCAAGGCUCAGGAGCACAGUUUCACUCAGACGGUCACCAAAAUCACAUUGGAUGUGAUUGAAAGUGAGCAGCUGGAGCAGGUCUUCCAGCGGGAGCAGGAGGAGGAGCAGCCUCGCCCACCUUGCCUGGUGCCUGAUCCCCGCAUGCUUCAUGGCCAGAGGGUGUGGUUCAAAGACAUCAUGCACCUUAUUGGCUAUGCCAACCUGCAGAGAGUGGAGGAGUAUUGUGAGCGUGUAUGGUGCGGGGACCGCCAACUGCGGCACAAAGUCAGGCCCUCGAAGAGCAAAAACAUGUUGGAUGGUGGCAAAAAGGGGCGGGGCAAGCAGCACAGCGAGAGAAACCGGGUGCCUAGGCAAGCAGCAGCCACAUAAGAGGAAGGAGAGCCAGUACUUGGCAAGAGGAGAACAUGAGAGGAGAAAGAUCAUUAUGGACCGGCUUUCCUCCUCAUGAAUGAGAACCACCGUCUCUAGCAACAGUCCUUAUGACGGGGCUUGUCCAGAUGGGAGGGCCCACCUUGCUGAUCAGCUGAGCCUGGAGACAUUUCUUGCUGGGAGCACACGACUUCCCUGUGCCCCUGGCAUUGGUGACAAUGACUCAAGACCAGAGCUGGAGCAUUUCCUCCUUAUCCCUGACUGGUGCCUUUCACUCACAUAUUGGUGGUGGUUUAUUUCAUACCUGGAAAGGCACUGAAUAGCCUUACUCAUGAACAACAUGGUUUCCCAAUGCAGUGUAUAUUGGAUAUAGUGUAUAUAUCCAGUGCUGAACCCUAUGGGUAGGGCAUUAAUGAUGACCGAACUACAUGAUGCAGAGGCAUGAGUUCUGGGAGGGGACACCCAACCAUGUGUCAGGUUACAGGCAAAGGGAGACUAUCAGCAGUAGUGGUAGAAGCCACAACAGGUGGGAAUGAUGGAUAAUUGCAGCUGGGUUUGGACACAGGGAACAGAGCUCUGCUGGAGUGACAAGUGCCAGAAACAUCAGCUAUCAACACCGGGUGACAAGAUCGGUCCUUUUGGGGGUGGGGGGGGGCAGAUGCCCAGUUCCAGUGCAAUUGCCUGAAAUGUAUGAUAUGAGAGAGUGAAUGGAUGUGAUUGUCCUUGCGGGGAGGUGGAGGAAGGCAAUGUUAGUUGUAGAUCUAGGAACCUCAUUGCCCCAAGCUUACUAUGGCUCUGGUUUGGGGUUGUCAACGUUGACUGAAGAUAUUCCUUGAUUUCCCCCUCCCCCAUUUUUUUAAUCCAAUCUGCCCCCCCCCCAAUCAAGCCAUUAAAAUCUCCAGGAUUGUUUCAGUCGUCACAUGGAGAUUGAUGUUGAUUUCUGGAGACUCCAGGCUAGUUCUGAAGGGUUGGCAUCCCUUCUGUGGUUAACAGGCAGAAAGCUUUGGAAAGGUUUCAUAUAUAAGACUUAAAGUGGCUCUUCUUGUUCCACUUAUGUUUGUAAUGUGAAUAUGAAACCACAUUGGCUAAGCUGAUCAUUUUUAUUUCAAAUGACUCUUCUCCUUUCUUUUCCACACGAACAACUAUCAGAUUGUCACAUAAAUAGUGCAAGAGAGGCUCAAAAGUAAUUUCUGGCCAGAUGACCUGCUGCAUUUCAGCCAGAUGAAUCCUUUUCAGUUGCAAAGCCAGAGAGCAAUUUGUAGUAGUAGCAGGAAUUUCAGGAGGGAAAUGAGGGUGGCAGGAGAAGAGUUCAGCACCUCCUUCUCCCUUUCCCUUUCAGCCACAAAGUGUGCUCCCUGCAGGCACUUUGCAGCAAAGGAGGAGUCCCUGAGCUGCCAUUACACGUGGUUGCAGUUUAAAGUGAAAUUUGGUCCUUGGCCUUAUGUAUGCAAAAUGCCCUGUGCUUUGCAUGCAACCCCAGAACAGCCUUAUAUUUUAAUCCACACACAGGAUCUUCCCAGUCUGUGUCUUUCAGCCAUUCCUUCGCAAGAUUCACUAGGGCAUGCAACAUUGCCAUGGCCCAGUGUCAGAGCCCUGGAAGGCUAUUUACCUCUGUCUUCCAUUCCUGUUGUCUCUGAGGUUGUGUUGAUUCCUUAGAUGAAAUUGAUUAAACACCAACAGCUGAAUGGAAACCACCAGUUUGUUCAACAAAUAAAUCAAACCCUUAUGCAGCAGGUUCAGGCUGUGGGGCAAGUUUCCUCUUUUGCUUUCAAUGAUUUGACAUUCAUCCACACAAUGAAUGGUCUCAUAGCAAGCUGUGCCUGAGACUGAGAUUUAUUGUUAGAACCUCUUCCUACAAUGACACUGUAUGCAACCCAAGUUGAUUGUUUUUCUCAAACACUUAUAGAAGAGUGUAUGUGCCCAGAGGCAAGAUAAUAAAGCUCAAAUUACCACAGCCCCA
Molecule: messenger RNA, 5563 nt
Organism: Hemicordylus capensis (graceful crag lizard)
Lineage: Eukaryota; Metazoa; Chordata; Lepidosauria; Squamata; Cordylidae
Gene: SEMA3G
Product: semaphorin 3G
Exons: 22
Coding region: 1537-3603 (688 amino acids)
Biological process (GO): neural crest cell migration; negative chemotaxis; negative regulation of axon extension involved in axon guidance
Molecular function (GO): chemorepellent activity; semaphorin receptor binding
Source: RefSeq, a predicted model, not a curated record